This is a messenger RNA of Postia placenta MAD-698-R-SB12, 1203 nucleotides long. RefSeq lists its product as hypothetical. The transcript has 6 exons. The coding region runs from base 1 to 1203 and encodes 400 amino acids. The record is from RefSeq and is a predicted model, not a curated record. Lineage: Eukaryota; Fungi; Basidiomycota; Agaricomycetes; Polyporales; Adustoporiaceae. Gene Ontology annotation, biological process: reciprocal meiotic recombination.
AUGUCUCGCUCAACCACGGCAACAACCACGUACAAUCUCGUCAAGUAUUCACGGUCAUAUCCUCAGGCAGCUGGAUCCGACCAGCUGGAUCAAGAAUGGCAGCAUUUCACUAAUCCGGUCAUUCGUCUUGUAGUCGAUGUGAAGAAAGCCUCGAGCGGCGACCUGGAAAAUUUCAGGACUCGGAUUCUUUGGACACUACAAGCUAGCAACGACUGCAUGGAUGUUGACCAACGCGAAGUUGUAUUUGAAGACCUUGAUCUUCUCGCAUUUUCCUCUAUCCCUCUCUUGAAAGACAGGAUCAUCACAUCUCAAGGCCUACCACUCAAGGCUGUCUACCGCGAUGCUGUGAUUGGAAUCCGUUAUCUUCACCCGCGUAUUGUCCCCGCAGGAGCAACACCGUCCUACAGACGCUUUCAGAUAACAUUUCAGUCCGCCUCUCAAGCCACUUGUUUCAUCGAGUCGAUCAAAUUUGUCUGCCCGUGCAAAGCUAAUCAGGUACCCCCGGUCAGCCGCACUAUCAACAGGGCUGCUACGAUGGUCCAAGCAUCCGUCAUGGGGCCGCCCGUUGGUGACACUGCAUCGGGAAUCCCAAGACCUUCUGUUCCCCCCGGAUUUGGGCGCAUGCAGGUUCCCCAUGGAUCUAGCAUGUCUAGCCAUCUUAGUUUCGCUCCAGAAACGCCCUCUCAGCAACGUGACGUUCUUCUUUCCUCUGCUACUCAGCGUCCUUGGGACCAGCCUCCGCCAUUCAAUGCAUGCACUCCUGUGACGUCUCUGCUGCCGCGCUCCAGUACUGCAUCCUCCGAACGCCAGCGUCUUCCUAUUAACACGUCCGUAUCGCCCUGGGACUCGUCUUCAACGAACCUCAGCGCUUUCACGCAUUCUGAACCUUCGCACAUUUCUAUGGCGUCUAGUGAGAACAGCUACUCUAGGCAAGAAACGCUCUCUCUUGCGCCAACUGCACCCAGUCCAACCGAGCCGAUACCUGCGCCAAUACAACAGACUGCAGCGAAAGAGAACAUAUCUCCUACUUCUCAGCGUAUUCUAGCCUGCCUCGAGGAGACGCCCUCACUCUAUGAUCUGUCGCGUGGAGACCUCGAGGAAGUAGUCGCCAAGGUUGUCCGCGAAGAGGGAUUCUUGAAACUGCUCGAGCAGCUGGACUCGAUGUGGAAGAUCAAGAGUGUCUUAGAUCUACCCUGUUCUUGA